Penaeus indicus is the source of this 4157-nucleotide messenger RNA. RefSeq names its product probable aminopeptidase NPEPL1 (gene grsm). The record is from RefSeq and is a predicted model, not a curated record. NCBI's taxonomy places the organism in Eukaryota, Metazoa, Arthropoda, Malacostraca, Decapoda, Penaeidae. The transcript has 11 exons. The coding region runs from base 110 to 1672 and encodes 520 amino acids. Gene Ontology annotation, molecular function: manganese ion binding; metalloaminopeptidase activity. Gene Ontology annotation, biological process: proteolysis. Gene Ontology annotation, cellular component: cytoplasm.
CUUAGUUCUCGCCUCCGCCGCCAGAGGUCUCCACCCGCACCCCAUUCGGCCGGUCUGCGAGAGUAAACUUCAAAAUUUGUCCAUUUAGUAAUUUCCAAACAGUUUGGGAAUGGGGGGUCCCAAGAUAGAGUUCAAAGGGUCGCUGACGACCUCUGACCCGAGGAAGAACCCAGUGCUCAUCAUCGGCCAGCUUCGCCACCUGACUGCGCUCUCCUUCAGCGAUGUCGCGCCGAAGCUGCAGCCACGAGUCGACGAAGAGGCAUGGAACUUGUCGGUGAACAGCCUGCAGCCUUCCCCAACAGACUACUGUUCGCUCUACUUGAAUUUGGCAACGGUAGCAGCCCUUCCAAUUAAGUGCUCUCGCCACAACACCCCCUCACGUACCCACUCCAUUACCAAGAUUAUUAAAACUCAUUCUACUGGUGCUGAUGAAUGUAUUGUGCUUGUGUGUGAUCGUUCUGAUGUAUUUGCCAGUGCCUGUGGUGUCGCCAGAGCAUACCCUCUUUAUUCUAGGAAAACUGCUGCAUGUUCCUCAUCAGAUCACAAUGUGACUGUUGAGGUCAUACUAGUUGGAUCAGGAGAUGCUCCUUUGAGUGACGAUGACAUUAGGAUUUUGAAUGAGUCUGUGUACAGUGUGAGACUUGCAGCCAGGAUCGUUGAUACCCCAGCUAAUGAGAUGCAUACAGAUUCUUUCAUUGAGAUGGCUCAGAAUGUAGGUCAGUCCCUGGGCAUCAAGCCUGUGGUUAUCCAAGGAGAAGAUCUUGCCACAAAAGGCUUUGGUGGUAUAUAUGGUGUGGGAAAAGCAGCUGUUCAUGCUCCAGCCUUGGUGGUGCUGUCUCAUACACCUUCGGGAGCAACUGAGAAUGUGGCCUGGGUUGGCAAGGGAAUUGUCUAUGACACAGGUGGCCUUAGCAUCAAGACCAAGACCAGCAUGCCAGGCAUGAAGAGGGACUGUGGUGGAGCCGCAGCCAUUCUUGGAGCUUUUUACCUGGCUGUCCAAGCUGGGUACUCCCAGAACCUGCAUGCUAUCUUUUGUUUAGCUGAGAAUGCUGUUGGGCCAACUGCAACAAAGCCAGAUGAUAUUCACACACUUUACUCAGGAAGAACUGUAGAAAUAAAUAACACCGAUGCAGAGGGUCGGCUUGUCCUUAGUGAUGGUGUAGCAUAUGCAGCUAAAGAUUUGCGAUGCACAACCAUCUUGGACAUGGCUACGCUUACUGGUGCACAGGGUACUGCAACAGGGAAGUACCAUGCAGCAGCACUUACCAAUAACCAGGAAUGGGAAGAUGCUCUUGUUGCUGCCGGCCAGACCUCUGGAGAUUUGGUUCAUCCCUUGCCAUACUCACCGGAAUUACACUUCGCUGAGUUCGCAUCUGCUGUUGCCGACAUGAAGAAUUCAGUGGCAGACCGAACAAAUGCCACCUCAUCAUGCGCUGGUCUCUUCAUCGCUGCUCAUCUCGGAUUUGACUUUCCGGGCAUUUGGAUGCAUGUUGAUAUGGCCUAUCCAGUGCACUGUGGUGAGCGUGCCACGGGGUAUGGAGUAGCCUUACUGCCGGUGCUGUUUGGACACCACUCAAACAGCAGGAUUUUCCGCAGUUUAGCACCUCUGUCAUCCGAAAAUGGAGAAUGUGAAGUUAACUGUAAGGCCUCCAAGAAGAUGAGGCUAGCAUAAAGAAGACGGGUAGAGUUCAGAAUUGGUUGCUAGGGGUACUGAUAAUCCAGAAUUCAGUGCCGUUACUAAAAGUUCCCAUGUCUUGUAUCAUCGCUGCCAUAGUAUGAAUUUGUAAGCAAAGUUUUGUACUAUAAUGACUACAGCUUAACUGAUUUGAGAGAGAAGUGUGUGUAAGGUGUUUGGAUAUUGUAAAAUGAAUGUAAAGGCAGAUAUAAAUAGAAUUUUACUACAACAUUCAUUUACUCAUAAACAUGUAUCCAAGUUGCUUUUUUUUUUUUUUUUUUUUUUUCAUUUAUACGUAUGAGUUUGAUAAAACCAGUAAGAUUGGGCAUUUCUGUGUAGAAAGCUCAUGAAAUAUCUAGAAAUUCUUGAAAGUGUUUUAGUUUCAGUCACACUUGUUUUUCUCGCUAAUAGUAUCCAUUAUUACCCAGUGUAUGCCCAGUGGCUGCUAGAAUUUCUGAUGAUUUUGUCACAUGAAAAGUGGCACAUUGCAAUACUCUUUUACAUGAAAGACAUGAGUGUCUAUAAGUGCAUAUCUGCUGUCAGUUUUUAAACUGUUUACUGGUAUGAUUUGUCAGGUUUGGUAUUUCUGGGGUAUCUAAAACACAGAAAAGGCUGUAGUUAUAAAAGCUUUCUGUAUUGAUCAGUGAUAAUUUUGUUAAUCUAAUUGUUGAUGGUAUUUUUCUCAUAUAUUCCAGUUCAUUGUAUUAUAACCAGUGGAUAUUCCUAUUGUUAUUUAUCACUAUGAGUAUCUUUAUCACUUCUGUCAUUAAUAAGGUGAUUAUUAGAAUUACUAUUAUCAAUUUUAUUAUUAUUAUUAUUAUUGCUAUUAUAAUUGUUAUUAUUUCCUGAUAGACAGCAGACUUGUAAGUAGCUCUCCGUCCUUGGCAUGUUGUCAACAGUGCCAUACAAGCCUGACCAUUCUAAAGGGGAUUCAACAAUAUCACUACCACCAGUGUUGCUUUGUAAGACCCAACAGUGCAAAAGGUGUCACCAUGCAAGCUGUUUCUUGUUUUCAUUAGAACAGUUAAUUGUCACAGUCAUAAUAUUACCUCAAUAAAAGAUUGAUGCCCUCCGCUGUAUUUGAAUGUGCAAAAUUAGAUUCCGUAAUUGGAGCACUAAAUGUAUGAUUUCCUAAGAUUUUAUUUAGUUAGUUUUCCCAUAUAUAUGUUCCUUGAGAAGUUGGUACCAAAUCUUGUUGCUUUGUAUAUUUUCAUUGAGGGUUGAUUAUUAUUCCCAGAGUAAGCCAUUAAUAUAUCAAAUAUAAAUUUAUAUAUAUAUGUAAAUAUAUAUAUGUAUAUAUAUAUAUACACAGACACAUACACAAACACACACACACACACGCACAUACCUGUAGAUUCUGAUUCUUUGCUGUAAUUGUCAUUUGGUCAUUGAAGUCUUUUUCAAAUAGUAGCCUUCAGGAAUGUUAUAUUAAGUUUUAAACGCUUCAGUCUUGAGAAACAUAAGGAUGUGAUUUCAUUGAUGCAUUGUGUUUGUUCCAUGCACUGUAUACAAUACCUUAUUCUCAUGGAUAGUCAUGAAUGAAGUCUCAUUAUAAUUCAUCUUUCAUCCAUCUUGCAAUCAGAACAAGUCAAAAGAAAGAUAGAGUUUUGAGGGAAGUAAGAGAAGUACAUAUAUAUUGUAGUAUUUGUUCUGAACUCUCAUUUUCUCAUGGCAUCACAUCUUUAGGGUUUAUUACCAUUUUGCCAUUUUGCUGAUUAAAGGUACAAGUUGAAAAGCUGUUUAAAAUGAAAUGAUAAACUGUUUGAUUUUUAUCUUUAGGUAUUUUUCUGGAGUGGUUAUUAUAUAUGAAGUGCAGUAUUAUAAGAUUGUGUUUUUCAUGAUUUGUAGAUUUUAAAGGAAAAGAUGAGAAGUUUAAGCAGUUAAGAUAGUAUUGUGUAAAUGAUAUGAAUUGUAAUGUUUCUAUAAAGGGAUAUCAGAUGAUUUUCAAUGCUGAAAUAGUGAAAUAGAACAUAUCUUGAAUGUAUGGAUUUAAUUAUGAUUAUUAAUGAAUUCAUGAAGUAAUGACAGUAGGUAUAUUCCCAUUUGAUUGAAAAGCUGAUUAUCUACUUGGUACACAGUUGUGAGAAAGAAAAAAUGUCACGAAAUGCAACACUCACUGUUGGAGAAUUUUUUUUUGUUAAUUUUGAAUUGACUAGAUGGUUUUUGUUAUAUGUGUAUUUUUUUCUUUUCUUUUUUUUUCUAGAGAAUAUUUAACUUGGUGUAACAUUAUUAAUUUAUUUUCAACUUGUCAGUCCUAGUAUGGCUGCAUUUUGUAGAUUUUUGUCAUCAAAGAAUUAUAUUUUCACAAAUAGAAGAAGAAACUUGUUUGAUAACAAAGACUCAGGCAUUAUGUGAACUGCAUUGCAAGACAACCCUGUUUAGUAAUUUAGAUUUUAAUUGAGCUACAUAUUCAUCUUAGCAUUUAAACAAUGACUGUAACAAAGUAAAGAAGAGCUAAUAAAUGUAAUGAAAGUGAAAAAAA